Condylura cristata (star-nosed mole) is the source of this 852-nucleotide messenger RNA. RefSeq lists its product as uncharacterized. The record is from RefSeq and is a predicted model, not a curated record. The transcript is spliced from 6 exons. Lineage: Eukaryota; Metazoa; Chordata; Mammalia; Eulipotyphla; Talpidae. The coding region runs from base 1 to 852 and encodes 283 amino acids.
AUGCGCGGAGCCGCUUCUCCAUUUCUCAGCCGAGAGCGCGGUGUCGACAUCGUGUGUGGGCUCAGCGCGCUGCGCCCCCGCCACACCCCACUUCCCAGAAACGCAGCUGCGUCCUGUCGCCCACGGAGACGCUGCGGGGGCGUCCGCCGAGGGGCCCCAGUGACCAUCAGCGCGUGGCCAUCUCGCCCCAUCCUGUCCCUGCUGCCCCGGGGCCCCCAGCGGGCUGGUUUCGGGGUGUGUCUCCUCUCCCGCGAGCCCUGCGUGUCUCCUGGCCCAGCCCGGACAGCGGGGGACCCCGAGCGACGGCGGCGGACCGGAGUCCCGGGGACCCGCGUGCCCCGGAGAAGGGCUAUAAGAGAGCCGGAGACUGGCCGGAAGCAGCCCUCGCCGCGGCCGGCGUCCAGGACCGGCCAGGGGGCAGCGGCCCAGCCCCCCGUGUCCGAGCGUCCAGACCCCGGCUGGCCCAUCCAGAACCUGAGGGUGGACCCACAGCGGAAGAUACUCACCUGGGACCUGAACGGAAACGCGUCCGACAUCACCUGUUCUGUGAACGGCAAGCCCGAAACACAGGCCCACCGGCGCGACCCUGCAGCCCAGAGGCGAAACGUCAACUCGGUAGCAGCAGAAACGGCUUUUCGAAACCUCCGGCGUCCACCCGCAAGGAGCAACCAGUCUUGCGGAUUAGACUUCGAGGUCGCCGUGAGCAGAUGCGACACCUUCAACCUCACGGUCACCGUCAAGAAGCCUCGGUGGUUCUCCGCGUCCAUCCAGCGUCCUCCACCAGGUGAGGUGCCCUGUCCUCGCCGGCCUCUGCCUUCUGGGGACCGGAGCGACGGCUGUCAGCCCGCGUAG